Molecule: messenger RNA, 1716 nt
Organism: Enhydra lutris kenyoni (northern sea otter)
Lineage: Eukaryota; Metazoa; Chordata; Mammalia; Carnivora; Mustelidae
Product: UDP glycosyltransferase 8
Exons: 5
Coding region: 1-1626 (541 amino acids)
Molecular function (GO): UDP-glycosyltransferase activity
Source: RefSeq, a predicted model, not a curated record
AUGAAGUCUUACACUCCGUAUUUCAUGCUCCUGUGGAGUGCUGUGGGGAUAGCGAAGGCUGCCAAAAUCAUCAUCGUGCCGCCAAUUAUGUUCGAAAGCCAUAUGUACAUUUUCAAGACACUAGCCUCAGCCUUGCAUGAGAGAGGCCACCGCACAGUGUUUCUUCUCUCCGAAGGCAGAGACAUCGCGCCAUCUAAUCAUUACAGCCUCCAGCGAUACCCAGGGAUUUUUAACAGUACCACCUCGGAUGCUUUCCUGCAGUCCAAAAUGCGGAAUAUCUUCUCUGGGAGAUUGACAGCAAUCGAACUGUUUGACAUACUGGAUCACUAUACCAAGAACUGUGAUAUGAUGGUUGGCAACCGUGCCCUGAUUCAGGGUCUGAGGAAGGAGAAGUUUGAUCUGCUGCUGGUGGACCCUAAUGACAUGUGUGGAUUUGUGAUAGCUCAUCUUUUAGGGGUUAAAUAUGCUGUAUUUUCAACUGGCCUUUGGUACCCUGCAGAAGUGGGUGCUCCCGCCCCAUUAGCUUACGUCCCAGAGUUUAACUCACUCCUCACAGACCACAUGAACUUGCUGCAAAGGAUGAAAAAUACCGGCGUUUACCUCAUUUCGAGAUUAGGGGUCAGCUUUCUGGUUCUUCCCAAAUACGAAAGGAUAAUGCAGAAGUACAACCUGCUGCCGGAGAAGUCCAUGUACGACCUGGUCCACGGGUCCAGUCUGUGGAUGCUGUGUACAGAUGUGGCGCUGGAGUUUCCGAGACCCACUCUCCCUAAUGUUGUGUACGUAGGAGGAAUCCUCACCAAACCGGCCAGCCCACUACCAGAAGAUCUCCAGAGGUGGGUAAAUGGUGCUAACGAACAUGGCUUUGUCCUGGUAUCUUUCGGAGCUGGUGUCAAGUACCUGUCCGAAGACAUUGCUAACAAGCUGGCUGGAGCUCUGGGGAGACUGCCGCAGAAGGUGAUCUGGAGGUUUUCUGGAACCAAACCAAAGAAUCUAGGAAACAACACUAAGCUCAUAGAAUGGUUACCACAAAAUGACCUGCUUGGGCAUUCAAAUAUUAAAGCCUUCCUGAGCCAUGGUGGUUUGAAUAGUAUUUUUGAAACUAUGUAUCACGGUGUACCUGUAGUGGGAAUCCCACUCUUUGGAGACCACUAUGAUACUAUGACUCGGGUCCAGGCAAAAGGCAUGGGGAUAUUGCUAGAAUGGAAGACUGUUACUGAAGGAGAGCUGUAUGAAGCAUUGGUGAAAGUUAUCAAUAAUCCCAGCUACCGUCAGAGGGCCCAGAAGCUUUCAGAAAUCCACAAGGAUCAGCCUGGUCACCCUGUCAAUCGGACUGUCUAUUGGAUAGAUUACAUUCUUCGUCACAAUGGAGCCCAUCACCUACGUGCCGCUGUCCAUCAAAUCUCUUUCUGUCAGUAUUUUUUACUGGAUAUAGCCUUUGUGCUUUUGCUUGGUGCUGCCUUGUUCUACUUUUUCUUGUCCUCGGUGACAAAAUUUAUCUACAGAAAAAUCAAAAGUUUGUGGUCUAGAAAUAAGCAUAGCACAGUUAAUGGACAUUACCAUAAUGGAAUCCUCAAUGGCAAGUACAAAAAAAAUGGCCAUAUUAAACAUGAGAAGAAGGUGAAAUGAGCCAACAGCCCACAGGAUAGCAACAGAUCUGUUCAGUCAUUCAACUUUUAUCACUAUAAUUUAGUCUAACAACUACUAAAAGUUAAAUGU